UAGACCACAGGUAAUAGCACAAAGAGACAUCAGAAAUAUUUUUCCAGCUGGUUUACCUAAGGGUCCACAUGCUACUAGAUGGUUUGCACGUUUUAGUUGGACCGACACUACUAAACAUGUGUUGAAAGUGUUUAGGGAUGCACUUGAUUCCAUGACGGAGGAUCAGUUUAUUUGGGAACCAUAUUCUGAUGAGUUAAUUGAGAGUCUUCCUGACUAUUGUCGCAUUGGACGAGAUAUAUGGCGUGUUAGAGCUCCAAUUUUUUGUUGGGAUGUCGUCGAGGUUCACUUGCCUGACCGAGUUAUGAGGCAAUUUGGGUUGAAACAGAUGAUACCAACUCCAUUUUUAUUUGAUUCGACACAUUUUCACCAUGAUCGUCGGGGAAGACCAAAUACAAAUUGGGAGUUGGAGCAUGCACAAUGGUUGCCUUUUUGGAACCAACGACUUCAAUAUAUUUGUGAAGCACCAAUCAAUCGUGAACCACUUCGAUAUGACGACCCCUACCUUAUUUGGUUUAGACGCAUUACUCGUCUUGUUAUUGGGAUUAUGCUUUCAAAACCAGGAGAAAUGACCUCAAGACCAAUUGGCCAUCAAAAUCAGGAGAAAAAAAUUGCAGCUUUGUUUGAGAGCUACAAAGUGGUCGUUGGACGUAUAUUGUAAUUACGUUGUGAUUCCUUCAAAUUGUAGUUCUUUUGCAUUUUGUGUCAAUAUCUCGGUUAUAAUAAAGGAAUUCACUGUGAUUAUU
Molecule: messenger RNA, 743 nt
Organism: Solanum tuberosum (potato)
Lineage: Eukaryota; Viridiplantae; Streptophyta; Magnoliopsida; Solanales; Solanaceae
Product: serine/threonine-protein phosphatase 7 long form homolog
Exons: 3
Coding region: 152-658 (168 amino acids)
Biological process (GO): meristem development; meristem maintenance
Source: RefSeq, a predicted model, not a curated record